AUGAGUGUCGAAACAAAAUCCUCUGAGAAAGUCAUUCCUCUUUGUGCGAAAGACCAAUGGCGGCCCAUUAGCAACAUCCGCUCUCUGGCAUUUAUUGUCGUCCGAGACAUCCUCGAUGGAGACUUUAUGAGAGAAUCGCUAGAUAAGUUGAUUACAGAGCAUAUCCCUCUUCUAGGUUCGCGGAUAAAACCCAGCGGACCAGACGGUUGGCUCCAAUACCAUUUAAUCUCACCGCCGCCCGACAAGUAUAAGACAUUUGGAUGGUCUGUUAGCAAUGCUGAAUCGACCCUCGGAGACUCAAAGCUUGUGCCUGAACAGGACUCGCAAAAGGGAAUCACCAUCUUUCCAGAUGUGACAGCCUUGGAAUCGUGCUGGAUACCCGCCGACUGGCCGAUUCUACGCAACCAGGACAAACCAGAAACACCGCUCUUGCUCGUUCAUCUCACAUACUACACCGAUGCCACGAUAGUGGCUGUUAGUCUACCGCACUGCGUAAGCGAUCAAUUGGGUCUUGGCAGUGUCCUCAGCUCCUGGACAGACAUCAUAAAGGGUAAAGAGCCUUUGCCAUUCAUCGACCUUCCAAAAGGUGCUCUCGAAGGUGACAAAACUAUAUCUCAAAAGGAGCUGCGUAAAAAGUACAAAUUUCGGUUGAAGACAAAGGCAGACCGAGCGGGAGUUUUGAUGGGCAUUGUUCCAGAGCUGGUUAUACGUCCGAAAGAGACGAGAUGCACCCUCUAUUUCCCCGUUGAGUUGAUUGCUGGGAUACGUGAGCGGUGGCAGAAGGAGAUUCAGGCGAAAUUCGGUGCCAAGGCGGCGGGCAUUACGAAUGGAGAUGCGAUUGCCGGAAUCAUUGUCAAGCUCGGCAAUCUGCAUCGCAAACGACCCAAGAAACAACUCUUCACCAGCGCAGUAAACGUUCGCGGAUAUCACUCCUCACUCCCCAGAUCCCACAAAUAUCUACACAACGCCCUCAUCUUCGCCCCAACCCACGCAGCCAUCAGCCGCUCCAAGCCUCCAGCCUCCGAAAUCGCAUACAAAACCCGGCUCGCGAUAGUAGACAGCCUACAACCGGCAAACAUGGAGCGCGGCCUCGCAGUGGCGCGGGAGCUCUACCUGCACAAAAUUUUGAUGCACAUCUGCGAGCCGUGGGAGUUUAGCUAUGGCGUGACGAAUUGGUGUAACGCGUGGCAUGGGAUUGACUUUUCUGCAGCGAGCAUCAAGAGAAUUGAAGACGAUGCUGCUGAAAAGGCGGAUGAGGCUGUUCCGGCGCCGCUUGUGUUUGGGCAUGCCCUUGAGAGGAACCAUCCCAAUCGAUUAAGCGCUACAAUCAUGUCCAAGGGCGAAGGGGGGUACUGGGUCGACUUUGCAGCGCCGAAUAAAGGCAUGGAGGCUAUCAAAGCCCUUUUGAGGAAUGAUCCCAACUUGGAGACGAUAUGA
Messenger RNA from Trichoderma atroviride IMI 206040, 1437 nucleotides. RefSeq lists its product as uncharacterized. The record is from RefSeq and is a predicted model, not a curated record. NCBI's taxonomy places the organism in Eukaryota, Fungi, Ascomycota, Sordariomycetes, Hypocreales, Hypocreaceae.